Oncorhynchus keta (chum salmon) is the source of this 2091-nucleotide messenger RNA. RefSeq names its product ADP-ribosylation factor GTPase activating protein 2 (gene arfgap2). The record is from RefSeq and is a predicted model, not a curated record. Gene Ontology annotation, molecular function: GTPase activator activity. Gene Ontology annotation, biological process: COPI coating of Golgi vesicle. The transcript is spliced from 16 exons. The coding region runs from base 81 to 1739 and encodes 552 amino acids. NCBI's taxonomy places the organism in Eukaryota, Metazoa, Chordata, Actinopteri, Salmoniformes, Salmonidae.
CAUCACCUCUGAUCGAACUUCGCGAACAACCCAGCAUUUUUGAUCCCCACUGGCACCCGUACCUCUAGAAAGGUAGCAAGAUGGCUGCGGAGCCGAGCAAGACAGAAAUUCUGACCAUUUUUAAAAGACUACGGUCUAUUCCAACUAACAAGGCGUGCUUUGACUGUGCUGCCAAGAACCCCAGCUGGGCCAGUAUACCAUAUGGAGUGUUUCUGUGCAUCGACUGCUCUGGCAUCCAUCGCUCUCUAGGAGUGCACCUCAGCUUUAUCAGAUCCACUGAGCUCGACUCCAACUGGAACUGGUUUCAGCUGAGAUGUAUGCAGGUCGGAGGCAACGCCAACGCGACGGCCUUCUUCCGCCAGCAUGGCUGCUCCACCAACGACACUACCGCCAAGUACAACAGCCGCGCGGCACAGAUGUACCGAGAGAAGAUCCGACAGCAAGCCAACACGGCGCUGUCCAAAUAUGGGUCUGACCUGUGGAUUGACCAAUCCAGUGUGAGCAGCCAGCCUGCCGCCCCAGAGAAGAGACAGACAGACUUCUUUACUGAGCAUACUCAGCCUUCAAACAGCUGGGACAUGACGGCUCCUUCCCUGACAGAACACAAUGGAACCCUCACUCCUCAACUAUUGGAGGACACACCCAAAGCCCCCCACACCGCCAGCACUCAGCUGGAGGAAGGACCAAGCAUUGAGGGACUGAGCACUGAGCAAUCUCCCAAAGUCACUAUGGAGGACUCCAUGCGUUUGUCGUCAGAUCAACCACAGCUACCCAAAGAUGUGAAGCAAUCCAUCAUUGGGAAAAAGAAGCCCAGCACUACUAAGAAAGGGCUGGGUGCUAAGAAGGGCCUGGGGGCCCAGAAGGUGAGCAGUAAGAGCUUCUCGGAGGUGGAGAAACAGGCCCAGGUAGCCGAGAAGCAGAGAGAGGAGCAAGCAGCUGAUGCUAAGAAACAGGCAGAGGAGUCCAUUGUGGCCUCCAUGCGCCUGGCCUACAAGGAGCUGGAGAUUGACAGGAAGAUGGACAACAAGAAGAUGCAGAACAUGGAGGGUAAGAAGAGAGAGCAGGCUGAGAGACUGGGCAUGGGCUUCGGCAACCGCAGCACCAUAUCUCACUCAGUGAUGUCAGAGAUGCAGGUGAUUGAGCAGGAGACGCCCUUGGGGGCCAAGUCCUCGCCUCGCUCCAAACUGGACAUGUUGGAUGAACCGGGCUUCUCCUCCGGACCCCCUAAGUACAAGGACAACCCGUUUACGGUGGGCGAUGGCUUCGGCUCGCGGUGGGACUCUGAUGGGGGAGUGGCCUCCUUCACCUCCUCCUGGGCCCUGGAGAAUGAGGAGCCUAAAGAGGAGGUGACAAUCUCCAGCAUCCAGCCUAUCGGAGAACGGCCCAGUCGGCGGAAGGCGGAGACGGCGGCGCCCGUGUCCGAGUCGAGCGAGGCCCGGCAGAAGUUUUCCAACGCCAAGGCCAUCUCUUCCGACAUGUUCUUUGGCCGUGAGAGCUAUGCCGAGUAUGAGGCCAAGACACGUCUGGAGGGCCUGUCUGGCAACACGUCCAUCAGCUCUGCUGACCUGUUUGGUGACGGGAGUGACCGUGACACAGGAGCAGCAGGUUAUGAGAGUGUGCUGCCGACGGGGCCAGACAUUGCUCAGUUCAAACAGGGGGUGAAGACUGUGGCGGGCAAGAUGGCCGUGCUGGCCAACGGGGUCAUGAACACCAUACAGGAUCGCUAUGGCGCCUACUGAAGAGACCAGGACGACCAACACCCAGCUACAGGGGGAGAGGGAACCAUGACGUCAUACUGACAGAGAGUGGAGGGGAGGAGGGGGGGGGGGCAGAGCACAUCACUACUGACUGGUAUCUGUAGUGAGAGAAGGGAAGAGAGAUUGCAUGAAUGGAGAGAGACCCUACACCCUGUCUGUCCAUCCACCUUUUAGAGUGAGACAAAGUUUUAUUUUCAGUGAAGAAAGCUCUGGAAGGUGUAAAGUAUUUUUUUUUUCUGUUCUAACUAGUCUUGUUUUCUAUACUGUUUUGGUCUCUGAUUUCAAACAAAUAUGAAUGAUAUAAAGUAUUCUCUAAGAAUGAUAUGAUAACCAA